Quercus lobata is the source of this 672-nucleotide messenger RNA. RefSeq lists its product as uncharacterized. The coding region runs from base 1 to 672 and encodes 223 amino acids. The transcript is spliced from 2 exons. The record is from RefSeq and is a predicted model, not a curated record. NCBI's taxonomy places the organism in Eukaryota, Viridiplantae, Streptophyta, Magnoliopsida, Fagales, Fagaceae.
AUGGACAGGAUAGAUAAGUACAGAAGGGUAGAGGAGGAUCAACUUCAGGGAAAAGGGAAGGCCAAGGUGAUCCCUCAGGAGAGGAGGGAUUUCAGGUUGGACCGUUAUAAUAGCAGCCGACCCUGGAGGGAUUUUGUUGGGCAGUCGGGUUCGGCGGAUGCCCAGGUGGUUAAUGCAAUAUUUCGAGAGCCAGUUCAGCAACCCCAUGACGAUACUUUGGUGGUAACGCUGAGAAUUGGCGGGUACGAUGUCAGAAGGGUGAUGGUUGAUCAGGGUAGCGCUGUGGAUGUAAUGUAUCCAGACUUGUACAAGGGGCUAGGUUUGAAGCCAGAGGACUUAACAACCUACAAUUCUCCUCUAGUAAGUUUCGAGGGAAGGAUGGUCGCUCCCAAAGGACUGAUUAGGCUGCCUGUGCAAGUAGGUACGGAUGUGGUGGAUGUGGACUUUAUUGUCGUAGAUGUUUUUUCUCCGUACACGGCUAUCAUGGGUAGACCUUGGCUUCACACCCUUAAGGCGGUCUCGUCUACUCUGCAUCAGAAGGUGAAGUACCUGUCCGGAGGCCAAGUGUUGGAAAUAGUAGGGAGUCAGGCGGCUGCUCGGCAAUGCCUAGUAGCGGCUAUACAGCAUCGGCUAGAAGCAGAAACCUCAGCUAGGACCGAUAAUGAGUUAUAG